Messenger RNA from Paralichthys olivaceus (Japanese flounder), 3050 nucleotides. RefSeq names its product phosphodiesterase 5A, cGMP-specific, b (gene pde5ab). Gene Ontology annotation, molecular function: protein binding; 3',5'-cyclic-GMP phosphodiesterase activity. Lineage: Eukaryota; Metazoa; Chordata; Actinopteri; Pleuronectiformes; Paralichthyidae. Gene Ontology annotation, biological process: signal transduction. The record is from RefSeq and is a predicted model, not a curated record.
GGGGUUUUACGCGCGCGCACCGGGGGCUUCAUGUAGACUGUAACCGGAGCGCACGGUGGGAGACUUGUCGUCGGCUUCCUUUGCGCCAUGGAGGAUUGCUGCUCCCCAGAAAGCGAGAAGAUGGAAGCGUGGCUGGACGACCACUUGGAGUUCACCCACUCCUACUUCAUCAGAAAGGCGUCAAGGGAGAUGGUGAAUGCCUGGUUCGCUGAGCGCGUCCACUCCAUCCAGCCAUCUGCCUCCAAAGAAAAUCCAGCUCAGCAGCGGCCCAACCAGUCGUCCACAGACUCUGGUCCCCCCUCUGCCUCCACCAUCCUCCCACCUGCGCUCAGCCUCUUGGACAAUCGCUGCCCUUCCCCGGCCCCUAGCCCGGCCCCCGGUACCCCGACCCGCAAAAUCUCCGCUUCAGAGUUCGACCGCCCGCUCAGACCCAUCGUUGUUAAGGACUCUGAGGGCUCUCUGAGGUUUCUGAGCGACACUGACCGUGAAACUGUCCCCCUCCGAGGCUCGGUGAUGGGUGAGGGUGGUGUUGUUGGGGGUGGUGGUAACGGAGGCGGAUGCAGCGGGGCAGGUAGCGUCAGGGGGGGCGACCGCUGCGCCAGGCUGCUGGAGCUGGUGAAGGACGUGUCGAGUCAUCUGGAUGUGACAGCACUCUGCCACAAGAUCUUCCUCCACAUCAACGAGCUGAUCGCUGCAGACCGCUACUCGCUGUUCCUGGUGGGUGAGGACAGCUCCAACAGAAAGUUCUUGGUCAGCCGGCUGUUCGACGUGGCCGAGGGAUCCACACUGGAGGAAUCCUCCAGUAAUUGCAUCCGUCUGGAGUGGAACAAGGGCAUCAUAGGACACGUCGCCGCAACGGGUCAGCCACUCAGCAUCAAGAACGCGUACGAGGACCCGAGGUUCAAUGCUGAGGUCGACCUGAUCACGGGUUACAAAACCCAGAGUAUCCUGUGUCUGCCCAUCAAGAACCACAGAGACGAGGUCGUCGGAGUGGCUCAGGCUAUCAAUAAGAAGUGUGGGGAGGAUGGUGCCUUCACUGAACAGGAUGAAAAGGACUUCUCCGCCUAUUUGGCCUUUUCAGGCAUCGUCCUGCACAACGCUCAGCUCUACGAGACGUCGCAGCUGGAGAACAGGCGCAAUCAGGUGCUGUUGGAUUUGGCCAGUCUGAUCUUUGAGGAGCAGCAGUGUCUUGAGGUUUUACUGAAGAAGAUCGCAGGAACCAUUCUGUCCUUCAUGCAGGCACAUGCCUGUACUGUCUUCACUGCUGACGAAGACUCAAUGAACUCCUUCUCUAGUGUCUUUCACAUGGAGUACGAGGAGCUGGGUGAAGUCCUAGAUGCUCCCAAAAGGGACUGUGAUGUCAGUCAGAUUAACUACAUGUACGCCCAGUACGUCAAAAACACAAUGCAGCCUCUCAACAUCGCAGACGUCACCAAGGACCAACGCUUCCCCUGGACAAGUGAAAACCCAGAUCACACCAGCAACCAGAUAAAGAGUUUGCUCUGCACUCCCAUCAGGAAUGCAAAGAAGGACAAAGUCAUAGGUGUAUGUCAAUUGGCGAACAAGAUGGAUGAAGCGUCGGGCAGCGUGAAGGCCUUCAACAGGAACGACGAGCAGUUCCUGGAGGCCUUCGCCAUCUUCUGUGGUCUGGGCAUCCAGAACACACAGAUGUACGAAACCGUGGAGAGAGCCAUGGCAAAGCAGGAGGUCACACUGGAGGUUCUGUCGUAUCACGCCUCCGCCACAGAGGAAGAGACGCGUGAACUGCAGGUAACAGCGGUAGCCACAAUCCCGUCUGCCCAGUCGCUGCGUCUUCUGGACUUCAGCUUCAGCGACUUCGACUUGUCGGACACCGAAACCACGUUGGGUACCAUCCGCAUGUUUGUUGACCUCAACCUGGUCCAGAACUUCCAGAUGAAGUACACGAGUCUAUGCCAGUGGGUUCUGAGUGUGAAGAAGAACUACAGGAAGAAUGUGGCCUAUCACAACUGGAGGCACGCCUUCAACACAGCCCAGUCCAUGUUCGCCCUCCUCAAGUCAGGACGCUUACAGAAUAACCUGAGUGAUCUGGAGGUCUUGGCUCUGAUGAUUGCAACUCUCAGCCACGACCUGGACCACAGAGGAGUCAACAACUCCUACAUACAGAGGAGCGACCACCCACUGGCCCAGCUCUACUGCCACUCCACCAUGGAGCACCACCACUUCGACCAGUGCCUCAUGAUCCUCAACAGCCCUGGAAACCAGAUCCUAAGCGGCCUCUCCCUGGACGAGUACAAGGCCACUCUGAAGAUGAUCGAGAGGGCUAUUCUGGCCACUGACCUGGCUCUGUACAUGAAGAGGCGAGGGGAGUUCUUUGAGCUCACUAAGAACAGUCAGUUUGUUUGGGAGGACGAACAUCACAGAGAUUUACUGAGGUCAAUGCUGAUGACUGCAUGUGACAUCUCGGCCAUCACCAAGCCGUGGCCUGUGCAGAAGAGGAUCGCAGAGCUGGUGGCCACUGAAUUCUUUGAACAGGGGGAUAAGGAGAGGCGGGAGCUAAACAUCGAACCGAUUGACCUGAUGAAUCGUGAGAAAAGAGAUAAGAUACCCAGCAUGCAGGUGUCCUUCAUUGAUGCCAUUUGCACUCAAUUAUAUGAGACUUUGGCGGGCAUGUCCGAGCAUUGCUCCCCGUUGUUGGAAGGAUGUCAGAAAAACCGGCAGCAUUGGAAGCGCCUGGCUGAGGAGUGCGAGAAGGAUCUGGUCAACGGCUUGGUGUGAUCCCGAAGCCAGAUUUGCUUUUCUACCGAACACAAAUUUCCAGGGCUCUCCCUGUUCAACUGGUCUCACAAAGUUUCGUGAAAUAAGCAUGACAUACAUACAUAUGCAUGACAGAUCAAAUAACCCUUUGUGAAUGGAAAACGACCUUACCAGGAAAAGAUUAUGUCGUGGAGAAAGGAAAGCAUAGAUUUUGAUUAUGAAAGUGCAGAUACUCCUGCAUUCAACUAUUGAAAUCUUGGAGCUGCUUCAGGUCCCAAGUUAUUUUUGAAAGUUUCUAGAACCCUUUCUAGUUU